Messenger RNA from Yamadazyma jaroonii, 924 nucleotides. The record is from the annotation of a GenBank genome assembly. Lineage: Eukaryota; Fungi; Ascomycota; Pichiomycetes; Serinales; Debaryomycetaceae.
AUGCAAUUUAAAUAUCUUACAAUCAUUUCAAGUGUUUUAGCAUCAGCUAGUGCUAUGGGUGACUUUGGGUUCAACUUAGGUGUCAAGGAUAACCAAGGUAACUGUAAAUCUGCUGAAGAAUACGCUUCAGAUUUUAAAUUAUUAUCAGGUUACUCAAAACUUAUCAAGACCUAUGCCGUCUCAGAUUGUAACACUUUACAAAUCUUAGGUCCAGCAGCUGAUGAAGCCGGAUUUCAAAUUAUUGCUGGUAUUUGGCCAAAUGACGAUAGCCAUUUCGCUGACGAAAAACAAGCAUUACAAGAUUAUUUACCAAAAAUUUCAAAAGAUACCAUCAAAGUUUUCACUGUUGGUUCUGAAGCUUUAUACAGAGAAGAUUUAACCGCUCAAGAAUUAGCUUCUAAAAUUUCCGAAAUCAAAGACUUAUUACAAGAUAUUAAAGAUAAAAACGGUGACUCUUAUAGUGAUCAUCAAGUUGGUACCGUUGAUUCUUGGAACGUCAUUGUUGACGGUGCUUCUCAACCAGCUAUCAAAGCUGCUGAUUUUGUUUAUGCCAACGCUUUCUCAUACUGGCAAGGACAAACCAACAAAAAUGCUUCUUACUCAUUCUUCGAUGAUAUUAUGCAAGCUUUACAAGUCAUUCAAACCACUAAAGGUUCAACUGAUAUUGAUUUCUUUGUUGGUGAAACUGGAUGGCCAACUGAAGGUACUGCUUUCGAAGCUUCUGAACCAAGUGUCGAAAAUGCUAAAAAUUUCUUCCAAGAUGCUGUUUGUGCUAUGAGAGCUUGGGGUGUCAAUGUUGCCAUCUUCGAAGCUUUCGAUGAAAGUUGGAAACCUGACACUUCUGGUACAUCAGAUGUUGAAAAGUACUGGGGUGUUUACGAUGAAAACAGAUCAUUAAAAUACUCUCUUGAUUGUAAAUUUUAG